AUGUUCGAGGCCAGGCUACAGCAGGGAGCGCUGCUCAAGAAGGUGAUCGAGUCGAUCAAGGACCUGGUGACAGAUGCCAAUUUCGACUGCAACUCCCAGGGCUUCGCCCUGCAGGCCAUGGACAUCUCGCACGUCUCGCUGGUGUCCAUGUUCCUUCGUGCGGACGGCUUCGAGCACUACCGCUGCGACCGGACCCUCUCGAUGGGCAUGAACCUGGGCAACAUGUCGAAGAUGCUGAAGUGCGCUGGGAACGACGACAUCAUCACGGUCAAGGCCGACGACGAAGGCGACACCGUCACCUUCAUGUUCGAGAGCCCAGGCCAGGACAAGAUCUCGGACUUCGAGCUCAAGCUGAUGGACAUUGACAGCGAGCACCUGGGCAUUCCGGACCAGGCGUACUCCGCGGUGAUCAAGAUGAGCUCCGCGGAGUUCCAGCGCAUCUGCCGCGACCUCGGCACCAUCGGCGAGUCCGUCGUGAUCGCCGCGAACAAGGACAGCGUCAAGUUCUCCACCAGCGGCGACAUCGGGUCCGCGAACGUGACGUGCCGGCCGGGCACCGGCGCCGUCGACAAGGACGAGAACGGCGGCAAGAAGGACAAGGAGGGCAAGGAGGUGAACGUCCAGAUCGAGCUGCAGGAGCCCGUGACGCUGACGUUCGCGCUGCGGUACCUGAACAGCUUCUCGAAGGCCACGCCGCUGUCGGACGAGGUGACGCUGUCGCUCAGCAAGGAGCUGCCGGUGAUGGUCGAGUACAGGAUCGCCGACAUGGGCCACAUCCGGUACUACCUCGCGCCGAAGAUCGACGAGGAGGAGGGCGAGGAGUCGUGA
Molecule: messenger RNA, 828 nt
Organism: Pedinophyceae sp. YPF-701
Lineage: Eukaryota; Viridiplantae; Chlorophyta; Pedinophyceae
Source: the annotation of a GenBank genome assembly